This is a messenger RNA of Eleginops maclovinus (Patagonian blennie), 3019 nucleotides long. RefSeq names its product RAB5B, member RAS oncogene family (gene rab5b). Bases 263 to 913 code for a protein of 216 amino acids. Gene Ontology annotation, molecular function: GTPase activity; GTP binding. The transcript is spliced from 6 exons. The record is from RefSeq and is a predicted model, not a curated record. Gene Ontology annotation, biological process: vesicle-mediated transport. NCBI's taxonomy places the organism in Eukaryota, Metazoa, Chordata, Actinopteri, Perciformes, Eleginopidae.
CACUCACUGCGCAUGCGCAAACCUACAGGAAGUGUUAGCAUUUCUCUCACCAGCUGAUGAAGCCAAAUUGUCAACAGUGAAACCUGCGAUAUCUGCUGAAACCCCAGUAAACACGAUAAAGCAGGGAGUGAAGAGACGUCAGGACACAUCAGCGAGACCUCACUCCACUCUGGAAGGCGUUGCAAGGGACUGACAUCCCCGAAAGCCCCCCAUAUCUUCCCCCCCCGCCCCCCAGGGAGGAGGCGCAACCCCCCCUGCCGGUAUGAGCUCCAGAGGCAGUGGAGGCCGCACGAACGGCACACUACCACAAACCAAGAUCUGCCAGUUCAAGCUGGUGCUGCUGGGGGACAUGGCGGUGGGCAAGUCCAGCCUCGUCCUGCGCUUCGUCAAGGGGCAGUUCGACGAGUUCCAGGAGACGACCAUAGGAGCGGCGUUUCUGGCUCAGUCGGUGUGUUUAGACGACACCACGGUGAAGUUUGAGAUCUGGGACACUGCGGGACAGGAGCGCUACCACAGCCUCGCCCCAAUGUACUACCGCGGAGCUCAGGCCGCCAUCGUCGUCUUCGACAUCACCAAGCCGGACACCUUUGAGCGGGCGAAGGCCUGGGUGAAGGAGCUGCAGAGGCAGGCCAGUCCCAACAUCGUGAUCGCUCUGGCCGGGAACAAGGCGGACCUGGCAGAGAGGAGACUAGUAGAGUACGAGGAAGCUCAGACGUACGCUGAAGACACCGGCUUGCUCUUCAUGGAGACCUCUGCUAAAACAGCCAUGAACGUCAAUGAGCUCUUCCUGGCUAUCGCAAAAAAGAUGCCAAAAACAGACACCCAGAACCCCACACACGCAGCGCGACACCGGGGAGUGAACCUCCAGGACCCGGACGCCCACUCCACCCGAGCCUGCUGCGGGGGCAACUAGGCCUCCACGAGUCCCGUCUGUAACCCCACCCUCCACACCACCACCACCACCACCACCCUGAACCCAUCCUGUCUCCUUCCACCAACGUACAAGGGGGGAGUCUGAACCAGACAGAAACCCACCCCCCUCGCCCUCCAUUCAUCCUCCUGUCAGGAAUUAAAGGAGAGGAAACGAGGAAAGGAAGCGUAGGAGUUGUGGCUCGCUGAGAUUUGGAGAGGGGAGGUAGACUAAGAGGAGGAAGAUAACGAAUGUGGAAGACCGUGGCUAGCCUGUUGUAGUAUUUAGCACUAAUUGUGAUUAUUUUUCUUCUUGCAUCGUUUCAAAAAUGCACAAAACAAGCAGCACACACACUGGCCCAGGAUGGAAAAGGAGGAUCAAAAAAGGACUGCUUUCUUCUUCUUCUUCUUCAAAGCUGUACACGCUUGCUUCGCCUCCUCCUAGUGAAUCAGACCCUGCUGUGUAUGCCGACACAUAGUGUAGCCCCGGAAUGAAACCGUAGUGUGUAAACCCCUGCCUGACCUUCCCUGGUGUCGCCGGCACAGAUUGCCCAACAUAAAUCCAUCUGUACAUAUUUAUUGUCCCGUGUUUUGACAAAGGCUCUCCUCCUUCUCCUCCUCCUCGCCCCCCACACUUUAGGAUUGCUGAUUUGACAUUACGUGUGAUGCAUUUGAUCCGACAGACUUGCUUGCUUAACGAGAGAUUGCUGAAGUGCCGUGUUCCUGAAACAUUUUGGGUUUGCUCGAAAAGGAGGAAGAAACGUGAAGACUGGAGCUCUUUACAACAACUACAUAGGACUCGAGCUGGAGUGUGUGUAGUCACAUGACUUUAAUGUAUAACUAAUGACUUACCUGGAGCAAAGAACCAAUCCCUUACACUGAAAGAAAGUAGUAGUGCAUCCAAUGUUGUUAAACAGCUUACAAGGGACAGGUCUGCCACAAAAUAUCUUUAGGUACUUAAAAACCGUCUCUAUCCAGAAAUCAUGACCAAGUUAUUCAAGCAGGAUCCGCCUAACCCUAUCCGUGCAAAAACGAAGCGUGCACCUGCUCUUUGGGGUUUAGUUUGGUAGAAAGAAAAAUAGCUCUUACAUGAAACUGCUCACUACAAAGUCUGUGGACUAUUUUGAGAAACUGGGUCAUGAUUUCUAGAAAUAGACAUGUGGAGAGUUUGUUUGUGGUAUUUUGAGCUCUAAAAGCAAUCUAAAUUGAUGAAUUGCACUACAGGUAAAAUGUAAAAUGUGUGUUUUUGGGUUAGGGUUAAAAUGUCCCAUUUAAUCUGAUUUAUUUUCAUUGUCACACUAAGUGAUUGGGCUAAUUGUAACAGCAUGAAAUGUAGUAGUCCAUCUCUGCCCAGGUGAAGUAAAUUGGCAUUAGGUAAAUGAUGUAUUGGGGAAGGAAUGAAAGGAAGAAAAAAAAGGAGAAAUUCUGCCCGUGUUGUGUUUAACGUGUCCUGCAUCUGUCCCGCGUCCUAAGGCUGAGCUGCUGGUGAAUCAUGGUGACUAUUUAACUUAUUCAUUUAGCUUAAAUCAAUAUGAUGCUCUUAACACUGAGCUGUGUGUGCUUGGCUGAAGAACAUGAGGAAGUGAUUUGAUGAAAACACAAAAAAGAAGUGCCUAUUCCCAGUUUUCUUUUUCUGUGAAUCAUGUUUGCGUGCUUCGUAGGUGACGUGCGGGAAAACCUGUUUUCCUUUUUGCUCGUACUGUAAACGGAUAAGAGCACCCUGUCAUUAGGCUUCACUGUUUGGCUCUCUGUAUGGAUGUAAACAGAUCUUGUUGAAUACACUGUAUGUUAUAUAUUACUGUCUUAAUUUUAAGGAAGGUGGAUGUUGAUUUUUAGCAGCGCACACACAAAAAAAGACUCAAUCGAUGGUGACUUAAACAGGAAUUGGUGUCAAAGGAAGAUAUUUUGCUCUGCGUUAUUUUCAGCAUACUUGAAGUACAUGGUUUGUUCUUCCCACCCCGGACACUUACGGCUCAUUUUGUUCUGCACUCAUUCAUCCUUCAGUGAUCACAUGUAGGUUCCGUGUUCUGUGCAAUUAAAACAAGACUUGGUUUGUCAUCAGCACUUUGAGGAUGUUCAGUGUUCAAUAAAGCUGUGAAUGGCGCUCUGA